Messenger RNA from Salvelinus fontinalis (brook trout), 1074 nucleotides. RefSeq lists its product as uncharacterized. The record is from RefSeq and is a predicted model, not a curated record. The transcript is spliced from 3 exons. NCBI's taxonomy places the organism in Eukaryota, Metazoa, Chordata, Actinopteri, Salmoniformes, Salmonidae. The coding region runs from base 1 to 1074 and encodes 357 amino acids.
AUGGUGUACAACAACAAACCAGUCACCAGCCACCACCAGGACACAGCCAGUCACCAGCCAUCACCAGGACACAGCCAGUCACCAGCCAUCACCAGGACACAGCCAGUCACCAGCCAUCACCAGGACACAGCCAGUCACCAGCCAUCACCAGAACACAGCCAGUCACCAGCCAUCACCAGGACACAGCCAGUCACCAGCCAUCACCAGGACACAGUCAGUCACCAGCCAGACAUAGCCAGUCACCAGCCACCACCAGGACAUAGCCAGUCACCAGCCACCACCAGGACACAGCCAGACACCAGCCACCACCAGGACACAGCCAGACACCAGCCACCACCAGGACACAGCCAGACACCAGCCAUCACCAGGACACAGCCAGUCACCAGCCACCACCAGGACACAGCCAGUCACCAGCCACCACCAGGACACAGCCAGACACCAGCCAUCACCAGGACACAGCCAGUCACCAGCCACCACCAGGACACAGCCAGUCACCAGCCACCACCAGGACACAGCCAGUCACCAGCCACCACCAGGACACAGCCAGUCACCAGCCACCACCAGGACACAGCCAGUCACCAGCCACCACCAGGACACAGCCAGACACCAGCCACCACCAGGACACAGCCAGUCACCAGCCACCACCAGGACACAGCCAGUCACCAGCCACCACCAGGACACAGCCAGUCACCAGCCACCACCAGGACACAGCCAGACACCAGCCACCACCAGGACACAGCCAGUCACCAGCCACCACCAGGACACAGCCAGUCACUAGGCAUCACCAGGACACAGCCAGUCACCAGCCAUUACCAGGACACAGCCAGUCACCAGCCACCACCAGGAUACAGCCAGUCACCAGCCACCACCAGGACACAGCCAGUCACCAGCCACCACCAGGACACAGCCAGUCAUCAGCCACCACCAGGACACAGUCAGUCACCAGCCAUCACCAGGACACAGCCAGUCACCAGCUAUCACCAGGACACAGCCAGUCAUCAGCCACCACCAGGACACAGCCAGUCACCAGCCACCAUCAGGACAGCCAGAGAAACUUUACUAAGAAGAGACUGA